Messenger RNA from Rhododendron vialii, 3379 nucleotides. Its product is annotated as pyruvate, phosphate dikinase, chloroplastic. The record is from RefSeq and is a predicted model, not a curated record. NCBI's taxonomy places the organism in Eukaryota, Viridiplantae, Streptophyta, Magnoliopsida, Ericales, Ericaceae. Gene Ontology annotation, biological process: pyruvate metabolic process; phosphorylation. Bases 178 to 3105 code for a protein of 975 amino acids. The transcript has 21 exons. Gene Ontology annotation, molecular function: pyruvate, phosphate dikinase activity; ATP binding; kinase activity.
UUUAAUAUCCUCAUGAAUAAAAAAAAAUCCGAAAAAAGGAAAAAAAAAAAACCUCCAACUGCCAUUUUCUGUUCCACUGAAUCACUUCUGAGCCUAAACUGGGCACACCCAGUUGAUUCAACCCUCUCCAUUACUUAUCUGCACAAACACCCAACAAGGGAAUAGGAAUAAUUGGAAAUGUCUUCAAUUGUAAAGAAAAUGCUCAUAAGGUCAACAUGUGAUGUAUAUGCUGAAAGAGUAUUGUUGAAGCACAAGUAUGUAGAUCACAAAAAGAUUGGUUCACUUCGAGUGAACCGUCGACCUUCUGUUCACGUGAGCCGAUCAUCCUGUUGUCGAGUUCGGCUUAUUCGCUGUCAGGAACUGAAUAGCAGUGCCAAUGGUUUCACCCACUUGACUCCUAACAAAGGGGAGCAAUCAAUCGGAAACCGGUUGCGAUCAAAAGCCAUAAGAACCCCGGUAUCAGAUCCAACCCUAACUACGAAAAAGCGCGUAUUUACCUUUGGCAAGGGAAAGAGUGAAGGCAACAAAGGCAUGAAGUCCUUGUUGGGAGGUAAAGGAGCGAACUUGGCAGAGAUGGCGAGCAUUGGUUUAUCAGUGCCACCCGGGCUUACCAUAUCAACAGAAGCAUGCCAAGAGUAUCAGAACAAUGGCAAAAAGCUACCAGAGGGUCUGUGGGAAGAGAUACUGGAAGGCUUAGAGAGUGUUGAGAAGGACAUGGGUGCAUUCCUUGGUGACCCUUCCAAGCCUCUCCUCCUUUCUGUUCGAUCUGGUGCUGCGAUAUCCAUGCCGGGUAUGAUGGACACUGUUCUCAACCUUGGACUGAAUGAUGAAGUGGUUUCUGGGUUGGCUGCAAAAAGUGGAGAGCGGUUUGCUUAUGACUCAUACAGACGCUUUCUAGACAUGUUUGGGGAUGUUGUAAUGGGCAUUCCGCACUCACUAUUCGAGGAAAAAUUAGAAAAUUUGAAGUAUGCAAAAGGAGCUAAGCUUGAUACUGAACUCUCGGCUUCUGACCUUAAAGAGCUGGUGGAACAAUACAAAAAUGUCUACCUUGAAGCAAAGGGUGAAAAGUUUCCUUCAGAUCCAAAGAAACAGUUGCAGUUGGCUGUUAAUGCGGUUUUUGAUUCCUGGGACAGCCCGAGAGCCAUCAAAUAUCGAAGCAUUAACCAGAUAACCGGACUAAGGGGAACAGCAGUGAACAUUCAAUGCAUGGUUUUUGGGAACAUGGGAAACACUUCAGGGACAGGGGUACUCUUCACUAGGAACCCAAGUACUGGUGAAAACAAGCUCUAUGGCGAGUUUUUAGUCAACGCCCAGGGAGAGGAUGUCGUAGCCGGAAUCAGAACACCUGAGGAUUUGGACAAAAUGAAAAGUUGCAUGCCUGAAGCUUACAAGGAGCUUGUGGAGAAUUGUGAAAUUUUAGAGAGACAUUACAAGGACAUGAUGGAUAUUGAAUUCACUGUUCAAGAAAAUAGGCUUUGGAUGCUGCAAUGCCGGGCCGGAAAGCGUACAGGAAAAGGUGCAGUGAAGAUUGCUGUGGACAUGGUAAAUGAAGGCCUUGUUGACACUCCCACUGCAAUUAAGAUGGUGGAGCCGCAGCAUCUUGACCAACUUCUGCAUCCCCAGUUUGAAGAUCCAUCAGCUUACAUAGACAAGGUACUUGCCAAUGGGUUGCCUGCAUCUCCUGGAGCAGCAGUUGGCCAGGUUGUAUUCAGUGCUGAUGAUGCUGAAGAAUGGCAUGCACAAGGAAAGAGUGUCAUCAUGGUGAGGACUGAAACCAGUCCAGAGGACGUGGGGGGUAUGCACGCAGCUGCAGGGAUACUGACGGCUAGAGGUGGCAUGACAUCUCAUGCGGCUGUUGUUGCCCGCGGGUGGGGAAAGUGUUGUGUUUCUGGUUGUGCUGAUAUCCGUGUGAAUGAUGAUGAGAAGUUUGUGGUAAUUGGAGACAAGGUAAUAAACGAAGGCGAAUGGCUUUCACUAAACGGGUCUACGGGUGAAGUGAUCUUGGGUAAACAACCACUUUCUCCUCCGGCUCUAAGUGGUGAUUUGGAGACCUUCAUGUCUUGGGCUGACAAACUAAGGCGCCUCAAGGUUAUGGCAAAUGCUGACACACCUGAAGAUGCAGUAACAGCAAGAAAAAAUGGUGCUGAAGGCAUUGGACUUUGCAGAACUGAGCACAUGUUCUUCGCUUCUGAUGAGAGGAUAAAGGCUGUGAGAAAGAUGAUAAUGGCAGUAACACUAGAACAAAGGAAGGCAGCACUAGACCUUCUGUUGCCUUAUCAAAGAAUUGAUUUUGAAGGCAUUUUCCGUGCAAUGGAUGGCCUCCCAGUGACAAUUCGACUCUUAGACCCUCCCCUUCAUGAAUUCCUACCAGAAGGUGACCUGGAUCAGAUUGUCGGUGAGCUGACCACAGACACUGGCAUGACAGAAGAUGAGGUUUACUCAAGGAUAGAGAAAUUAUCAGAAGUAAACCCCAUGCUUGGAUUCCGAGGUUGCAGGCUAGGAAUAUCAUACCCGGAGCUGACUGAGAUGCAGGUUCGAGCUAUCUUCCAGGCUGCGGUGUCUAUGAUGAAUCAAGGAGUCUCAGUCUUUCCAGAGAUAAUGGUUCCACUUGUUGGAAGUCCCCAGGAACUAGGACACCAAGUGAGUUUAAUUCGUGGUACUGCAAAAAAAGUAUUCUCUGAGAUGGGUUCCUCCUUAAGCUUCAAGGUAGGGACCAUGAUUGAGAUUCCUAGAGCUGCCCUUGUUGCUGAUGAGAUUGCAAAGGAAGCAGAAUUUUUCUCCUUUGGGACCAAUGAUCUGACACAAAUGACCUUUGGGUAUAGUAGAGAUGAUGUUGGCAAGUUUCUCCCCAUAUACCUAUCCAAAGGAAUUCUCCAACAUGAUCCAUUUGAGGUUAUCGACCGAAAGGGUGUUGGCCAACUUAUCAAGAUUGCCACAGAAAAAGGUCGCGGAGCCAGGCCGAGCUUGAAGGUUGGAAUAUGUGGAGAGCAUGGUGGGGAGCCUUCUUCUGUUGCUUUCUUUGCAGAGGCUGGGCUUGAUUAUGUUUCAUGUUCUCCAUUCAGAGUUCCUAUUGCAAGGCUAGCUGCAGCUCAAGUUGCUGUUUGAAGAAGAAAUUUCGAGAAGACAAGCUCUCCACCUUCCAUACAAUUUCUGCAAACCUUGUGCAGUUGUAAAUAAAUUAUAAUAGUGUUCAUAAGAUGAAAAACAUUAAACUGGAAUCACCAUAGAAAAUACAUUCAUACGUAUAUAUAGCAUACAGUCUUUGUAUCAAGAAGCGGAUUUUGAGAAUUGGUUGCAAAUGAUAGGAAAUAUAUUGUGUACGUUCUUGAGAGGCAUUCAAAUGUAAUAGGAAGUAUAGAAGCUAUGGCUCUUUGACCCC